GCUGACAUGUAAUUGAAAAUCUAUCAAAACAUGCACAAAUGAAUGCAUGUUUAGAAAUUACAUACUAGCAUUCACCGUUUCUAUUAAUUCUAUAGCAACAGUCUGUCUAAAACCAAUAAAAAAUGUACAUUGCUUUAGUUUGCGCUGUCAUUGUGGUCUUUUUACUAACUUGUCACUUCAAAAAGGAUUCACAGAUUGCUACGUAUCUGCCAGGACCAAAACCAGUGUUGCUUUUCGGCAAUGUUUUGGAUUUUUUAACAUCUACAACCAAAUUCCUUACCAAGUUGGUGGAAUAUGUAGAAACGUACGGAGAAAUAGUUAGGAUUCACUUGAGUUUUUCUCGAGAUUUUGUGUUAGUAACGGACUACAAAUUGACGGAACGCGUGCUGUCUUCCACGAAAAUGUUAGAUAAAUCUUUUCUUUAUGACUCUUUUGAUAACUGGUUGGGAACAGGCUUACUUACAAGUACAGGUGCAAAAUGGAGAAGUCGUAGGAAAAUGAUAACCCCUUCCUUUCAUUUCACGAUUCUAACCCAGUUUAUCAAGACCUUCGAAUCCGUGGGCGACAAUUUUAUAGCGAAACUUGAGAAGUUGGUAGGAAAACCCAGCGUGGACAUAUAUCCAUGGGUGUCUCUCUGUACUCUGGACAUCAUAUGUGAGGCAGUUAUGGGAACUUCUGUCAACGCUCUAGACCACGGUGAUUCGGAGUACGUUCAUAGUGUGAAGACCAUGUGCGCCAUAGUCAUGGACCGUGUAUUCACUCCGUUUCACAAGUCGCUGUACCCACUCACCCCUAAUUACUUUAGAGAAAAGAAAGCCCUGAAGGUCCUUCAUUCGCACACGGACAAAGUGAUAGAUAAAAAAAUUAAUAGUAAGUCUGCUGAAUCCGUCAGCGACAGUGAAGAUUUUGGUGGUAAAAGGAAAGUUGCAUUCUUGGAUCUGCUGUUGGAGAGCACUAUAGACGGUAAGCCGCUCACUAGAGCUGAUUUGAGGGAAGAAGUGGACACGUUUAUGUUUGAGGGUCAUGACACAACUGCGUCUGCCAUUACGUUCGCCCUUUAUACUUUGGCCACCAACCCGGAUGUACAGCAAAAAGUCGUAGAAGAGCAAAAAACCAUUUUUGGCAGCAACCAGAAAGCAUAUGUAACGGCAUCGGACCUUCAGAAUAUGAAAUAUUUGGAACUGGUCAUAAAGGAGACCCUAAGACUAUAUCCUUCGGUGCCAAUCAUUGGAAGAAAGCUAAACGAAGAUGUAAAAUGGGAUGACAUCACACUUCCUAAAGGUCAAGCUAUAACUCUGUUCAUUUUCGGCAUACACAGAAGUCCCAAAUAUUUCCCCGACCCGUUGAAGUUUAUCCCUGAAAGGUUUGAAAACUACGAGGGCAAAGAACCGUUCUCUUAUAUCCCGUUCAGCGCUGGACCUCGGAACUGCAUAGGCCAAAAAUUUGCUAUGAUGGAAUUGAAAACCACCCUGUCGAAAGUGAUAAGGAAUUUUGAACUGCGUCCUUCUACGCCCGAGCAUGUAUUACUACUGGCUCCUGAGACUAUACUGCUAUCCAAGAACGGCGUCAGAAUUUCCAUCAAUAGAAGGAAAUGGGAAUAGAUUUUUAUUGUAUUUAUUUGAUUUUUAUAGUGAUUGUACCUAAUUCUUAGUGAUGUUUGAGAUAAAUGUAAAUAUACUUUAAAUGCAAAAACUUUAUUUUCUAUACAUGGAUAUAAUUUGCUUAAGAUCAUAUGGAAUAGUAACUCUGAGUAAAAAGGUUCAACGACUUCUGCGUUACAUUGGGGGCAUAGUUCUAAACGACGAUUUUAAUUCUUCAAUCACACCUGCCAGAUUGCUCAUGAAUUAUGUUUGUGGCAUUGUGGAAGGCUUGCACUAGGUGUUGUUAACUAUUGGCUGGUUAUUCUCUUCAUAAAUCCUCGCA
Anoplophora glabripennis (Asian longhorned beetle) is the source of this 1923-nucleotide messenger RNA. Its product is annotated as cytochrome P450 4V2-like. The transcript has 8 exons. The coding region runs from base 123 to 1601 and encodes 492 amino acids. Gene Ontology annotation, molecular function: heme binding; monooxygenase activity; iron ion binding. The record is from RefSeq and is a predicted model, not a curated record. Lineage: Eukaryota; Metazoa; Arthropoda; Insecta; Coleoptera; Cerambycidae.